Molecule: messenger RNA, 2731 nt
Organism: Neltuma alba
Lineage: Eukaryota; Viridiplantae; Streptophyta; Magnoliopsida; Fabales; Fabaceae
Product: putative disease resistance RPP13-like protein 1
Exons: 2
Coding region: 32-2731 (899 amino acids)
Molecular function (GO): ADP binding; protein binding
Source: RefSeq, a predicted model, not a curated record
CAACCAACUAUCUGUGAUUUCUAUAGUGGGUAUGGGUGGUCUGGGUAAAACUACUCUUGCCCAGCUCGUAUAUAAUGAUAGAAGGGUGAUGGAUGGAUUCAACCUCAAAGUUUGGGUGUGUGUCUCGGAUGAGUUUGAUGUGUUGAGGGUAACAAAAACAGUUUAUGAGGCAAUCACUGGAUCUAAGGAUGAUACCAAUGAUUUAAAUAUGCUUCAAAUUAAAUUGAAACAACAACUAACUCAAAAGAGAUUUCUCCUUGUUUUAGAUGACGUGUGGAAUGAAAAUUAUAUGCUAUGGGAGGCCUUGCAAUCACCAUUUAAUCAUGGGGCUAUAGGAAGCAAAAUUCUUCUAACCACCCGCAAUCAAAAAGUUGCUUCAACCAUGCGUUCUGCUAAUAUACUUCAAUUGAAGCCGUUAUCGAAAGGAGAUAGUUGGUCAUUAUUUAGUAGAUAUGCAUUCCAUGAUGGAAAUGUUCUUUGUGCAAACUCUGACCUUGAAGAAAUUGGUAGAAAAAUAAGUAAAAAAUGCAAAGGACUGCCUUUGGCUUUGAAAGCCAUUGGGAGUCUCUUAUACACAGAAUCAUCUCAUGAGCAAUGGAAUGAAAUUUUGGAAAGUGAGAUAUGGGAGGAGAAAAGCGAUAGCAAGAUUCUCCCUGCUUUGAGAUUGAGUUAUUACUACCUCCCCUCUCAUCUCAAAAGAUGCUUUGCUUAUUGUUCAAUAUUUCCUAAAGACUAUGAUUUUGAUAAGGAGCAUUUGAUUCAGCUGUGGAUGGCAGAAAAUUUUCUAACAUGUGCUCAUCAAAGCAAAGAUGGGAGAGAAGUAGGAGAACAAUUCUUUCAUGACCUAUUAUUGAGGGCUAAUAAAUUGCGCACUUUCUUGCCUCUAUCUAUGCGAGGUCAUAGAAGCACAAGCUGUAACUCCAUUCUUCACUUUAUAUCUGGCAAGUUUACUCACAAUUUGCCAUCCAAGUUCACUUGCAUGCGAGUUUUAUCUUUGUCUGAUCAUUUCAUCAAGCAGUUACCUGAUUCAAUAGGAAACCUCAAACAUCUCCGUUAUUUGGACUUAUCAGGAACUAAAAUAAGGAAACUGCCUGAUUCAAUAUGUGAACUUCAUCAUUUGCAAACGCUAAAGUUGUGGCUUUGUCGUCUUUUCGAAAAGUUGCCCACGGAUUUUCAUAAACUCAUGAAUCUAUGUCACCUUGAUUUUCGUGAAACUCAAGUCAGAGAAAUGCCAAGGCAAUUGGAUAAAUUGAAAAAUCUUCAAGUGUUGUCAUCAUUUAUUAUAGACAAAUCUGGAGAGACCAGCAUCAAAUAUUUAGAAGGACUUAAUCUUCAUGGAUCAUUUUCUAUCUUGGGAUUGCAGAAUGUGGUUUCUUCCUCAGCUGCUUUAGCAGUCAAUUUGAGAAGCAAGAUUCACCUAAAGGAGUUAACAUUAGAAUGGUGCAUAGACAACAAAAAAUCACCACAUGACAAGGAUGUGCUGGAAAACUUCCAACCGCAUGAAAAUUUAAAAAAGCUAUCAAUUGGCAACUAUGGUGGUAUCGACUUUCCAAAUUGGCUUGCAAAUCCUUCAUUGUCUAAUUUAAUGUCUCUGGAGCUAAGGCAUUGCAAAUACUGUAUAUCCUUGCCAUCAAUUGGCCUCUUUCCAUCUCUCAAGUCGUUGUCAAUUAUAGGGUUUGAUAAUAUAGUGGCUAUCGGUCCAGAAUUUUGUGGAAGUAGCUCUAAUGCUUCAUCCCUAGAAAUCUUGAGGUUUGGAGAUAUGGAGAGCUGGGAGGAAUGGAAUUGUGAAAUUUUGUCACUAACUUUUCCUCAUCUUCAAGAGUUGAGUAUAGUAAAUUGUCCCAAAUUGAAAGGGCAACUUCCUCAACAACUCCCUUCUCUAAAGAUGCUAGUAACUUCCAACUGUGAGAAGCUCUUGUCUUCCAUUCCACAGGAUCCAUCUCUAGAUAAAUUGAUUCUAAGAAAUUGUGGAAAUGAUCAGUUAGAAAGUCUUCCAUCAUCUUUAAAAGUCCUUAGCAUUUCUGGAGGCUUCAAAAAUUUAUUAUCAGUUGACAAAAUUGAGAAUGUCAUUGCUAAUUGUAACCUCAAAGAGUUGAAGUUUUCUGAUUGUCCCCACCUAGAAUUCCCACUAGGCUAUUUUCAUAACUUCAUUCUUGAGAUGGAGAUAAGAGGGAGCUGUGACUCUCUCAAGUCUUUUCCUUUGGAUUUCUUCCCGAUGCUUCAAUCAUUGAAGUUGAUUGACUGUAAUAAUCUUGAAACAAUAUCUAUUUCAGAGGGGAACCAUUUUUCUCUAGCAAAUUUGUACAUACGAAAGUGUGCUAGAUUUGCACGUUUUCCUGAAGGAGGGUUUUCGGCCCCCAAACUAGUAUUGUGUUGCAUCGAAGAAUUGAAGAAUUUGAAAUCAUUGCCAGAGAAGAUGCGCAUUUUCUUUCCCUCCCUCAUAUAUCUGGUAAUAAGAUGUUGCCCACAAGUGGAAUCAUUUUCAGAGGAAGGUUUCCCAUCAAAUCUCCAAUAUCUUGAUGUCUUGGAAUGCCCGAAACUUGUAGCCUCUCAAAUGGGGUGGCGUCUGAGUAGCCUUACUUCGCUGCGUCACUUAGGGAUUGGAGAUGCAGAUGACGAGUCUCUUCCUGAUAUUGGACUACUUCCGCCACUAUUACUUGUCUUUCGUUCCAUAACUGCCCAAAUCUUAGAUCAUUGGAACACAAAGGUCUUUGCCACUUAUCCUCUUUAG